Messenger RNA from Heterotrigona itama, 892 nucleotides. Lineage: Eukaryota; Metazoa; Arthropoda; Insecta; Hymenoptera; Apidae. The record is from the annotation of a GenBank genome assembly.
AUGAAUAGAUCCACAGGCUUCCAUCGAUCCAGUCACAAAUCACCAACACACUGUAUUCAACAAAGCAAUACUCAAAGACGUAGGUAAAAACAAUCUCUAUUGCGAUUCCAAUUAAUCUUCAAAAUAUUCUGAAAACCCAUUGGAAAUCGCACAACCAACAUUACGUAACUAGUAACCGCUCGUCGAAUACUUUUCGUGUAAGAAAUAAUAAUUCCUUGCUGUCGAACUGUUAAACUUUGAAAUUUCUUAUUAUCAUGUGCAAUAACGGUUCUAACGUCCUCUUUUAAAAAUUCAACAACGGAUCAAAAAUCACAGAUCUGUACGGUGGUUUCUAUGCGGACACUGAACCGACGACGAUGUCGUCGUGUGUUGGCUCUGGCAGUGGCGUUUCGGAUGACCGAAGAAGAGGCUCGAGACGGAAACGGAGCUGGUCGGCUUGCGGUAACCAAAGGCGAAUGCUGUCCGCGACAACACGAUACUAUCGCGAGUGGUUUUGUAGAGGAAUAAGCGAGCGUGUUGUCUUAUAUGCAACGGAAGGCUGUUACACAACGAGAACUAUGAUACGACGAACUAGUUGGUGGAAACAGUGAAAGGAUUACGCAGCGAGAAGGUGCUUUAACGCAUUCCGACGCGGAUUGGCGGAUCUUCGUUGCGUUAGAAGUUACCUUUUCAUGGCGUGUAGUAGAUGGUUAAUGGUUCUACUGUUUUCACAUGUCUCUCUCUUCUUUUUACACUCGAGAGGAGUGAGGACGUGGGCACUGCGUUUCGCGCCGAAAUUGUAGUCAAAAGUUUGUAAGUUGUAAUGUAUUUCUACAUCAGAUAUAUUUGUUAUAUUAUAGUCAUGUUUUUUAAUUAUUUAAUAAAUAUCAGUAAUAAUAAUUUGGAAUCCUAG